GUGAAACUGCUAUGUAAUGGGAGUCUUAUUUCCAUCCCGGAAUUGAGUAUUCUUGAAUUUACUUAUUUAGCUCCCUCUGUGGAUAUACCUGUUGAACACAGGGGACGUUGAGAGCCCACAUACCUUUGACAUCUGUAUUUGCAUUCCCACUUUGACAUAGGGUUUGUGCUGCUGCACUCUGCUACUUGUAAUAAUUAAAAUGACAGGCUUUUUUUGGCAAUCCAUGGGUAGUAGGUGGCUGAGGAUUAUGCAACUGUAUAGGAAAAGGGGCUUGAUAAAUCCAGAUGUAUAAUUAAUAAGAAUAAAGCCAAAACUGUGUUGUGUUUGUCUGCAGGGAAUUAAGCCAGACAGCUUCUUUAAGGUGAAGGUCCCUGAACUGAAAGAGAUAAUUGAGGGGUGCAUCCGCAUGAAUAAAGAUGAGAGGUACACCAUUCAGGACCUGCUAGAACACUCCUUCUUCCAGGAAGACAACGGAGUUCAUGUGGAGCUGGCUGAGGAGGAUGACACAGUGAAGUCGGCCCUCAAGCUGUGGCUCCGAAUGGACGACACCAAGAAGCUUCAUGGCAAAUACAAAGACAACAACGCCAUCGAGUUCCUGUUCGAGCUCUACAAGGAUACAGCAGAGGAGGUGGCCCAGGAAAUGGUGGUCCUGGGUUUUGUGUGCGAAGCAGACUACAAGCUAGUGUGCAAGGCCAUCCGUGACCGAGUGACGGCCAUCAAGCACAAGCGCGAGAAGCAGAAGCGACUGCAGGAGAACCUGAAGAAGAAAGAGGAGGAAGAGGAAGAGGAGAAGCAUCAGAGCCUCCUGAGGACGAUCGAGGAGAUGCGCUUGUCCCAGAGCCCCUCCCAGUCCGAGGGUGGAGCCGUGCCACAAGUCCUCCCCCCUGGCCCCGCCCCCUCUGCUGCCAUUGGCUCCUCUGACUCUGGCAUCAACGCCUCCUUCCUGCCUGAGGCGGAGGAGCCCGAGGCCAAUCAUCACCAGCUCUACCUCAUCCGCCACACCAGCUACUCCUCUGCCACGUCGGACUGCGAGACGGACGGCUACCUCAGCUCCUCCGGUCUGCAGGACUCCAAUGACGGGUUGCAGAGGCUGUGCAGCAACAACUCCGUGGGAGAGACCUCCAGCAAGACUCCCCCCAGACCUGCCCUCCGCUUCCCUUCGAGCAUAGCAGUGAGUCUGCAGUCAGACAGAAUGUCAUCUGGACCUAUUAGCGGAUUCUCCUCUCCUGUAGACAGCUACGCCUCUGAUGUGACAUCAGGGAUGAGUGAUGGCUACGAGGGGUUGUCUGCGUCUGAGAGGAGCGUAAAGCCGCAAGUCAAGCGUGCUGUCGGAAAGCUAUUUCGACGGAGAGCGCGAUGCAGACUGCAUAUUAUCAGUGUCUCCGAUAAAGUGGAUCGGGUGGUGGAGUGUCAGCUCCAGACGUACAACAACAAAAUGGUGACAUUCAAAUUUGAUCUGGACGGGGACAACCCAGAGGACAUUGCAGCAGUGAUGGUGCACAAUGAAUUCAUUCUGCCGUCAGAGCAAGAGGGAUUCAUUCAUCGGAUCCAGGAUGUCAUUAACCGCUCCGAGGCCCUGAUGAAGAAGGAGCCUCCUGAGAUACUGGAGACAGAGGGAGAAGCCAGACUCCCGUACCUGAGUGGGGUCGGCACACUAUCCACUUCCCAGCCCGACCUGCGUGUGCAUGAACUGUCCCGCACCCUCUCAUCCUCAUCUUUGCCAGAGUAUGGGUUUGCCAACCCCAGCCAAGAGAUGUCUUCUCCAAUCAACCAUUAUGUAGACAGCCCUCUGUCUGAGCGGGACCCCUGUAUCGGAGCAGACAUUACCUCACACACUCAGCCUCUGAGGCCCCAGCCUCACGCUUCUGCUCCAGUGUCUACCGGUGUCUACUACCAGACGGGCACGCCUUACCACCCAGGAAUGGCUGCCUUGCCUGCAUUGGUGCCAGUUAACACAAUGCCUGCUACGCAGCCUUACCUCCCACAGGCCUACAUUCAGGGAGGAAGCUUCCCCUUGUACCCCAUAACGACAGGCUCUCCACAGCACAGACAGACACCCCCUCCCCUAUCCCAACUGUCCAGCAGCAACCUCCACAACCCCUCCUUUCCAUCCUCCCCCAUGUCUACAAAUCAGCAGAAUCUUUUACACCAGGCUUACCAAGGAGAGAACCAAGGACUGGAGGGCAACCUCUCACCCCAGCAGCAAGCCAGCGUGUGGUCGAACACGACCACCCAGCCCCUUUUCUCCCUGGCCAACGUCCUCUCGCUGGCUGUGAGCGUGGCACAGUCCUUUAUGCCGCCCGCCGCCCCCAUCGCUAGCCCUCUGCCCCUGGGAAUGCCCGCAGCGGUCAGUUACCUCCAUCAGGUGCCAAACUGCAUGUCUCUACACCAGCCUUACUCCCCAGCCUACGCCCAGCAGCAAGUUCUCCCUCCUGAUUCUGUGUACAGUCCCAGGGGGCUGCCCGGUCAAGCAGAGUUUCCCAAUCUGUACCAGACCCCAGAGGUGGUCUCUCAAAGCCCGCCGUCCGCAACCAAAGAAACCGGGUUUCAGCCAUUAUCCCAAGGUUUCCAUGGGAACCCAGUUACCAGCGUGCUGCUUGAUGCUCCUUCUCCAUCUCCACUUAUGGGGCAGUCGCACCGUCACAUCCCUGGGCUUGCGUCUCCCCUUUUGCCCAGCCCCCUGCUCAACAGGAUCCACACCUUCACCCCUCCUCCUCCCCAACUUCCAGACAGAACCAGGAUUCCAGCCUCCCCUGUGGAAUCCUCUGCCUCCCCAGCCACUGCCCAAGAGACAGCGUGCAACAGUGUGUUAUCAGCCAGCCCACAGACUCUAUCUCUGCUAACCGAAUCCUCGGAGAAAACCGCAACCAGAUUAUCUCCGAUUUGCGAAGUUUCAGAAGACAGACCCCCUGUCAUCGUCGGGAGGUUCCAGGUGACACCGAGCAAAGUCAGCACCCCAGCGCCUAAUCCCGGUGCUUCCCUCGCCAAGGAGAGUGACACGGAGAGCAGCACUGAGAACCAGGAAGACUCCCAGGACAGUCUCGCCACCUCCCCAGGCCAGAAAGCCAUCGGCUUCGCUCAGCCGGCAAACGAUACUGACUCCGACAGCAGCUCCAGCACGGAGCACAUCCCUGAGCAGCACUGCUCCGAUCGGGCGUCUGGAGAUGGGCUGGACAUCUCCCCCCAGGGCGUCUCGGCGGACAGCAGCCUCUCGAACGAGGCAGAGACGAAGGCAUUGGAGCAGAGCAGCACGCCCCUCAGCGUGUGGCUGCACUACUCGCGCACCACUUCCUACAUCAGCAGCGACGACACGGAGAGCGAGGACGAUGACAUGUGGGAGGAGCUACAGAGCCUCAGAGACAAACACCUGACAGAAGUGCAGAUGCUGCAGUCCAUACAGAAGAGAGAGAUCGAGGAGCUGUAUGAGAGGAUGGGGAGGGCGCCCCCGCCCGGGAUUGUGUCCCCCGCUACCAUGCUGUCAAGCCGUCAGAGACGCCUGUCCAAGGGGGGCGGCUUGCCCCCCUCCCGCCGGAACAGCCUGCAGAGGCUGGAGAUCCUGCAGCCAGCAGCAGUGACCGGGAUCAUGAGGAAGAACUCUUUCAGUGGGAGCAGCAGUGGGUCGCAGGAGCGCGCAAACAAAGGGGUCACUUUCACAGCGGAUUUCAACAUAAUGGUGAGCUUCCCACUGUUAGAAUGGAGACCGCUGCUUAAAACAGCAUCAGACCUGGACUAAACACCACCCGGAUAGAAGCACGGCUGUCAGUGACUGUCUGUGCAUUCUCAUCAUCUUAAAUGACUUGUUAUUAAGAAACCAUUUGUCUAUAAAGACCGCUAGUGUUCUUAACAGGAUUGACUACUUAGAACUUGAAUUGCGGGCUGAUUGAAUAGCGUAACGUAAACCCAAAAGUAGGUGCUGCAUAUUGCAGGUGUUUUCAUUUAUUUAUUUUUGGCCCAAAACCUGCCAUUAUGGGUCUCUAUUUUCUCUCGUUUUCUAACACGUUGUUUUCUUGUUUUCAGUAAAAACUCUCUCUUGACCCCCCUCCCCCCCCUCCCCCCUCCGGACUACCUCAACUGAUCUGUGAGCUACAGGGUAUCCUAGGCACAGCGAACUGAAAGAAAGUGUUAAGAAGCUUUAAGAGUUCAUUGGAUUUCUGUUGGGAAAGAAAACGCUGGUUAAAUCCCUAGGCAUGAGUGUGGACAACUGGGGCAAUGAGACUUGAAUAGACAUGCUUAAAGCUAUGAUGAUUCUAGAAACAGAAGCUCCACUUUUUAUUUCAUAGACAACUUCUGACUGCUUUAAAUUAAAGUUAAUAGUUCCAAUAUUCUUGGAGCACCUUGAAGA
Molecule: messenger RNA, 4342 nt
Organism: Polyodon spathula (Mississippi paddlefish)
Lineage: Eukaryota; Metazoa; Chordata; Actinopteri; Acipenseriformes; Polyodontidae
Product: serine/threonine-protein kinase WNK4-like
Exons: 15
Coding region: 407-3733 (1108 amino acids)
Biological process (GO): renal sodium ion absorption; protein phosphorylation; positive regulation of potassium ion import across plasma membrane
Cellular component (GO): cytoplasm; cytosol
Molecular function (GO): potassium channel inhibitor activity; chloride channel inhibitor activity; ATP binding
Source: RefSeq, a predicted model, not a curated record